Molecule: messenger RNA, 672 nt
Organism: Tigriopus californicus
Lineage: Eukaryota; Metazoa; Arthropoda; Copepoda; Harpacticoida; Harpacticidae
Gene: Pmi
Product: transmembrane protein 11-A, mitochondrial-like
Exons: 3
Coding region: 93-629 (178 amino acids)
Biological process (GO): inner mitochondrial membrane organization
Cellular component (GO): mitochondrial inner membrane
Source: RefSeq, a predicted model, not a curated record
ACCUCAAGUCUCGAUUACAUACAUGAGAUAGACAUGAGGAUUUAUGUGAAACGAAACAUUUCCAGACGCAUCUAUUCCUUGAAAUACAAGCCAUGGUCGACGUGUCGAGAUAUUCUAGUGACCUGAGUCCCAGAGACGUGGCCAUCAUCAGAGAGGUCUACGACAAUGACAAUUGCGAGGAAAUCUUCCAAAUGGAACUGGAGAAGGCUCUUCAAGUGGGUUGUCGAACCAUCGUCAUCGAGCCCUCUAGUUUGGGAAGAAACAUCACCUGGUGGGUAUCUCUAGGACGUGUGAUCAAGAAAGUCUCCUUAGGGUCUGGUUUGGCCACUUUUAUCAUGGGUCAAGGGUUCUCCGAUUGGCCAAUUUUGACGUUUCCCUUGGGACUCACUUCGGUAUUCUGUUGGGGAUUGUAUUAUUUGAAUUGGCAAAGCGAUCCAUGUAGUCAGUACCAGGUCGAAAUAAAAAAGAAGAACUUGUCUCGAACCUCUCUCAACACCAUCACAUCCUUGCAAACCAUCAAAGGCCCAGUCAUUCUCAUCAAAAAUCCAUCUAGGACUGGUAAUCUUGUCACUUGUACUCUAGCUCUCUCUGCUUUGGGAUUUUCAAUUUGGAAGUUGAAAUCCAGUUGAUGUCUUGUAAUAAACUUGACAACUAAUAAAAUUAGUCAAAUGA